CUGUUCUCCGUCCCCCCGGCGGUGUGGGAAGGUGGAUCAGUAGUCUGGUGUCGGUGAUCUGGUUGGAGGGUUCGGGUUGCGUGUCCCCGGACUUCUCUCCUGUCGGAUUUACUCAGAGAUCCUCCGGCUGGAUUGUUUCCCCCCUCCCGGGGCGGACAGUGUGUCCGGAGAAGAGGGGCUCCCUCAGGUAAUGCAGUACAGCUGCGGGGCGAUGAGGGAGCGGAGAGGAUGAUCGGACCCUGGGAAGACUCAGCGCCGCCACAGAGCCGUCCCGACCACCGAGACUACAGACAAGGUAUGAGAAAUGAGUGUUGGCAGGAGAAGAUUAAAAUUGGUGGGGAUCCUAAUGAUGGUAAACUUCUUCAUCUAUGUCAUUGUCGAAGUUUCAAAAAGCGACAGCCAAGACAAAGGUGGAAAAGGACAGGUUCUCUUGCCACAUGGCAAAUUCUGGAAAAAAUAUACAGCAAGCAAUGCUUUUUGGAAUAGGGAGCAGCAAAAGCUGGACAGAUUGUACAAUCCAAUACUCAACAUGCUCAACAAUGUUACAGUGGAAGAGAUGGUGUCUUUCAAUGCAAGUCUGCUAAACUCCUGUGAAAUGGACACAAAUAUACCAUCUGAAAUAAAAGACUUUGGCAGCUUGCCAGACAGAUUUAAGGAUUUCCUUUCUUAUUUAAGAUGUAAGAAUUAUUCCCUGAUUUUGGACGAGCCGGAUAAGUGUAAAGAGAAGCCCUUUUUGCUACUGGCCAUAAAGUCCUUGACACCACAGUUUGAUAGAAGACAAGCCAUACGAGAAUCUUGGGGAAAAGAGAUAAAAUUAAACAACAUGACUGUUGUACGGGUGUUCCUUCUUGGACAAACUCCAACCGAGGACAAUCACCCAGAUCUUUCAAGUCUGAUUAAAUAUGAAAGUGACAUGUACAAUGAUAUCCUCCUUUGGAACUAUAGGGAUACUUUCUUUAACUUGACUCUUAAAGAGGUUCUCUUCCUGAAGUGGGUCAGCCAUUCCUGCGCAGACGUCCAGUUCAUUUUUAAAGGUGAUGAUGACGUUUUUGUAAAUACCCAUCAGAUCCUGGAUUACUUGAAGAUGUUAUCGGCGGAAAAAGCCAAAGAUUUAUUUAUCGGGGAUGUGAUCAAAGAUGCUGGUCCCCAUAGGGACAAGAAGCUGAAGUACUACAUUCCUGAGAGCCUUUAUGAAGGCUCCUACCCACCGUACGCUGGCGGUGGAGGCUUCCUCUACUCUGGCAAUCUGGCAUUAAGACUCUACAAUGCCACUUCUAGGGUUCUCCUUUAUCCUAUAGAUGACGUAUAUACUGGAAUGUGCCUGGAAAAACUUGGGCUAGCUCCAGAGAAACACAAAGGGUUCAAGACGUUUGAUAUAGAGGAGAAACAUAGGAAUAACAUUUGCUCUUAUUCUAACUUAAUUUUAGUCCAUCCAAGGAAGCCUCAAGAAAUGAUUAAGAUUUGGUCGCAGUUACAAGACUCUAGUUUAAACUGUUAGACAAAGAGUGGAGGCCUUAGGCCUUGCCGAAGGAGUUCUAAUUUUUGCACUGCUAAUGUUGUGCGAGCUUGUGCUAGGAGUACAUGUCUUUGUCACACAGAAUGUUUCCAAAGACUUUGUCUGCUUUAUGUAACCAGAGUCUUUGCUUAGCCUGAAGUCUGUUAAUGUUUAUGGUUUUUUUUUUUUUUUUUUUUUUUCGUUCUGAUGCAUUCAGUCUUAAGUUAUAGUUUAAAAAUUUACAUGUGUGGACAGGAUUUCCAGAAGCUUUUACAUACGCACACAUUUGUUUAUUUGGAUAGUACUUCCAUUUUAUUGGGAUCACUGGUUUGCCAAGUUGCCUAAUUUUCAUGCAAGAGAAUUGUGCAAGCUAUAGAUGUAUGUAGAAGUACAAAUGAUAGCGGUUGUAGUACAAAGUUUUAUUCAGCAUACAAUGUCGCACAGUUUUUAGCAGACCAUGAUCUUUAUCAAGCCAAUUCUACAUGAAGGAAGCAGUAUCCUGUACAUACAGGGAUCAGGCAGGAAAGGAAGACACAUGCAUAAUCAUAACAUCUAGACAACAAAUGACCAUUUUUAAAGAAAAAUUAUACAUGGAGAAAGAAGUGUACAGACAUUUCAUCAACGAAGUCCAUGGGGGGGAAAAAAAAAGUUGUAGUAACCACUCAAUCCAUACACAAUUAUAUUGGUGUACAGAGAAUAUGUAUCUAAAACCUACCUAUUCCUUUCUUUAGGAGCUGUAUGCAAUCCCCCACCUCUGGGGUUUGGGAAUAUGAUCAAUUGUCCUAUAACAGAAUCAUGUGGACAGUUAGACAAAAGUGUCUUGCUCCAAAGGAGGCGUAUCUAAUGCUGUGAGGUUCUAGCGCUCACCAUUUUGUGCUUGCGCCAACUUUUUUUUAAAGCUACGUGAGCGAGCUAUUAAAUAUACCAGAUAUGCAGACUGGCACAUCAAAAAGUGAGAGCGAAAAUUGUAUGGAGCCAUCAUAAUGAUGGAUAACAGGUCCCUUAUUGCCUGGGCAUUCAGAAUAGGGCAGGCAAAGAUAGGAACCCUUUUGUUCAUAUUCCCAUCACACAUGUUCCUGGAUUAAAGGCUCUUCUGUAGUGGGUGCUGCAGUGAUCACCAUCUGGACACUGGAUAUAUCGCAGAAAAAUACACAUGCUCACACGCACCAUGGAUCUCAGAUUGUAGUCCAAAGCUUUUAUUGCAGAAAGAUCUCAUAACAGGAUAAGUGCAACGUAACGGAGCCACGCAGUACCCCCUUCGUCAGGCAUACAAUUUGAGAUCCAUGGCAUUCUGGUGAACAUGUGCAUUUAUCAAAGAUGGGAACCCUUCUUACAAGUGCCAAGUAAUGUAAUUGGUUGUGUUUUGACUGGGACAAAGUCUGCCCAAAUCGAACUGUCCAGGGUCUGUUUCCUACGAAAUGCUUGCAUCUUGGAGAAUGCCAAUUGCAAUGUAUUCUCACAUAUGUGAUACUGGCAAACAAAAGGUGUUCUAUUUGGUAUAUGCUUAAUUUUCCUAGUUUUAGCUCCCCAUUUCUUGUUCUAAAGGUAUACUUGGAUGUUCCCCCUCUUUUCAAAAUGUUGACACCUGCAGUUGGCAUAUAUGUGUUUUCGCCUCCUUGUUACUGACUAGUCCCACCACCCUGAGCGUUUGAUUGCAGACAAUAGAUCUUAAAACAGUAGGGGGAUGAAAGCUCUAAUAUGAAAGGAGUUGAUUACGAUCAGUGGCUUUCUUGACAAGAUCAAUUGGUAACGUGGAUCCAGACAGUUGUACAGUGGUAUCCAAAAUAAAGAGUGUGACUAAUGUCAAUGUAGUAAUCUCCUCAGCCAUGUUUAUCUUGUCCUGAAAUGAUAGGAGGGACUCGUAAAUAUGCAUGCAUUCAUUAGCAAAAA
Rana temporaria (common frog) is the source of this 3385-nucleotide messenger RNA. RefSeq names its product UDP-GlcNAc:betaGal beta-1,3-N-acetylglucosaminyltransferase 2 (gene B3GNT2). The record is from RefSeq and is a predicted model, not a curated record. Lineage: Eukaryota; Metazoa; Chordata; Amphibia; Anura; Ranidae. The coding region runs from base 305 to 1498 and encodes 397 amino acids. Gene Ontology annotation, cellular component: membrane. The transcript is spliced from 2 exons. Gene Ontology annotation, molecular function: hexosyltransferase activity.